CUCUCCCUGCCGUGACGACCUGUCAAUAAAUCCAGUGGGACACCGGCCCUGCGGAGCGCACCAAACGGAGAAGGCUAUCAACCCUUGAGGACCGACUUCACUGCAAGGGUGUGAGAGGCUCCUGUCCCAUGGCUGUGCAGGAGCUGGGCAUCAGCCUGUCCAUGAUCGGCGUUGCCGGGACCAUCCUCAUCUGCGCCCUGCCCAUGUGGAAGGUGACGGCGUUCAUCGGCACCCACCUGGUGGUCAUGCAGGUGUUCUGGGAAGGUCUGUGGAUGACAUGUGUCAGUGAGUACACCGGUCAGAUGCAGUGCAAGCUCUACGACGCGCUAAUGGACCUGUCGCCGGACCUGCAGGCCGCCCGCGGCCUCAUCUGCAUCGGCCUGGUGCUGGGCUGCUUGGGCUUCCUCGUCUUCAUCUUGGGGGGGCGCUGUACUAACUGCCUGGACCACCCGGGGCUCAAGGCGCGGCUGGUUCUGGGCUCUGGGGCCACCUUCUGCCUGGCGGCCCUCGUCACCGUGGUCGCCGUCUCCUGGACGGCCAGCUCCGUCAUCAGGGACUUCUACGACCCGCAUGUCCCCGAGGUGCUGAAGAGGGAGCUCGGGGCUGCCAUAUACAUUGGCUUCGUGGCGUGCGGCCUGCUCUUCUGCGGGGGGGUCAUCCUGUGCACCAGCUGCCCGUUCCCCUCCGGCGGAUACACGGCGGCCCGGACACCCACGCGCAGCAGCUACGCCAUCAAGAACUACGUGUGA
Molecule: messenger RNA, 749 nt
Organism: Pungitius pungitius (ninespine stickleback)
Lineage: Eukaryota; Metazoa; Chordata; Actinopteri; Perciformes; Gasterosteidae
Gene: cldnj
Product: claudin j
Exons: 2
Coding region: 129-749 (206 amino acids)
Biological process (GO): cell adhesion; bicellular tight junction assembly
Cellular component (GO): bicellular tight junction; plasma membrane
Molecular function (GO): structural molecule activity
Source: RefSeq, a predicted model, not a curated record